This is a messenger RNA of Paraglomus occultum, 570 nucleotides long. The record is from the annotation of a GenBank genome assembly. NCBI's taxonomy places the organism in Eukaryota, Fungi, Glomeromycota, Glomeromycetes, Paraglomerales, Paraglomeraceae.
AUGCUUUUCUUUCGCCCGUUUAUACGAUGUUAUGCAGAUGGUCAUCACAAAAAAGGAUUAAGCUUGCUAACCAAUUUGGCAAAGUACAAGUUUCUCAAGUGUCCAAAAAUUCAAAAAAGAAACCUGGGCUAUGAUAAUACCAAAAAACAUUUUCCUUCGGUCGAAGAAAUCAAGAAAUGGAAGACGGAACAAGUUAUUACUUUUUUGGAGUCCAAAAAAGACGAGUUACGACUUGAAGAAGUUGACUUUAAUAUAAUCAAUAGGAACAUGAUUUCCGGUUCAAGCUUCCUUUUAUUGACAGAAGAAAAGCUCAGAAAUAUUGGGCUAUCGCUUAGUCCAGCAAUAACAAUUGCACACUUGGUUAAAGAAAUUUCAAAAGCAUUUCCUCCGGAACCUAAUGAUCUUGUGUACAUUUUUGUCGACAACUCUAAUAUCACUAUUGAGGGAAAAUAUACCGUUGGCGACCUUGAAUGCCUUGGUUCAUUUGAUUACGAAAGAAGUACACAUUACUUUAGUCAACUUCGUAUUGAUUAUGGUCGACUUCUUAAAACUGUUCAGCAUGGACAUACA